Molecule: messenger RNA, 1041 nt
Organism: Cydia strobilella
Lineage: Eukaryota; Metazoa; Arthropoda; Insecta; Lepidoptera; Tortricidae
Gene: Rab4
Product: ras-related protein Rab-4B
Exons: 4
Coding region: 152-799 (215 amino acids)
Biological process (GO): Rab protein signal transduction; vesicle-mediated transport; regulation of endocytosis
Cellular component (GO): recycling endosome; plasma membrane
Molecular function (GO): GTPase activity; GTP binding
Source: RefSeq, a predicted model, not a curated record
UUUUAUUAAAAAAAAGUGACAUUGAAGAAAACUCCGGAAAUGAGACAUCUUGUGUUUUGAUUGUGUUUAUAUAUAAAAUUUUUGUGUUUCUUUAUUCUAUCAUCAGAACAUCUAAUAAAAUUAAGGCCAGUUGGGAUUAUACACUUACAUCAUGUCCGAAUCCUAUGAAUACUUGUUCAAAUUCCUCGUUAUUGGAAGUGCGGGUACAGGAAAGUCGAGCCUCCUUAAUAACUUUAUUGGCAACAAAUUCAAAGAAGAUAGGUGUCAUACUAUCGGAGUAGAAUUUGGAUCUAAAAUUGUGAAUAUAGGAGGUAAAUCUACCAAAUUACAAAUUUGGGAUACUGCGGGGCAAGAGAGGUUUCGUUCUGUGACACGGUCAUACUACAGAGGGGCUGCUGGUGCUCUAUUGGUAUAUGACAUCACAUCCCGGGACUCGUUCAAUGCUCUAUGUAACUGGUUGAGAGACGCGCGAACUCUCGCUAGCCCCAACAUUGUCAUAUUACUUGUUGGAAAUAAGAAAGAUUUGGAAGACUCCAGAGAAGUUACAUUUACGGAAGCUAGUCAAUUUGCUCAGGAAAAUGAAUUGGUGUUUCUUGAGACCAGUGCUAAGACAGGUGAAAAUGUAGAGGAGGCUUUCUUGAAAUGCUCUAAAACUAUCCUAGCCAAGAUUGAAGCUGGUGAGUUGGAUCCAGAAAGAAUAGGUUCUGGUAUACAGUAUGGUACUGGAGCAUCCAAGCGACUGACGGCACCAAGGAGCAAACCUGCACGGACACCUUCAGAAUGUGCCUGUCGUGUAUAAAAUUAUUAUUUAUUUCUAAGGCAAAUUUACAUUAGGCCCGAUAUACACUAAACUUGUAAGUUUUACUUGUGUAAGUCGGGACAAAGCUAUUUGUUCUCUCUCUCUCUUUAGCCUUUUUCUACCCUUUGGGUGUAGGCCUCCUUCAUUGUGCGCCAUUCGUCGCGGUUCUGUGCGACUUGGAGCCACUGUUUCCCCGCAGUCUUCUUAAUGUCGUCGUCCCAACGCAUCUGGGGGUCUACUUU